AUGGUAAAAUAUCAAGAUAUGCUUACGAGGAGAUCAUCUGGAGAUACAGAUGAUUGUUUAUAUAGAUGUUUAUCUUUGGAGAUUGCGCGAACAUUAUCUCACAAACUUUAUGUUUGUAGGGACCUUGGAGUUCCAGACAAGAGCAUCAAGUGGCUGGUUUAAUCUUCUCCCCACACUUUCUUCUCUCCCGAUAAAAAAAUUCAACGAGUCUUGAACUGGGUCUGUAGCUACGGUUUUGACCUGAAGAAUGCUGGUUUUGUUCAUGCUAUGGUGGCUUUUGAUUGGACGAGUGAAUCAACCAGGGAACGGUAGUUGAAUCUGUUCCAACGUUUUGGUUGGUCUAAAAAAUAUUUUGUUGCGGCAGUUAUGGAGUUUCCAAAUUGCACAACGGUUUAUGAUGAAAAGAUUAUGUACACGAUGGAUUAUCUCGUGAACAUCAUUGGUUUGAAGGCUAAAGACAUUGUUGCGAGAACGGUGGUGUUGGAUCUGAGCAUUGAUAGAAUCAAACCAAGGAGCCAGUUGAUUUCUUUACUUGUAUCUGAAGGACUUGUGGAGAAAGAAGAUGUGAACUAUUUCACUAUGCUGAAGAUAAAAAAACUCCAGUUCAUGGAUAAGUUUGUGGUGAAGCAUCAGAAGGAGAUGCCGGAACUUGUACAAAACCUAACGAGUAAUCGUUGA
Messenger RNA from Brassica oleracea var. oleracea, 678 nucleotides. RefSeq lists its product as uncharacterized. Lineage: Eukaryota; Viridiplantae; Streptophyta; Magnoliopsida; Brassicales; Brassicaceae. Gene Ontology annotation, molecular function: double-stranded DNA binding. Gene Ontology annotation, biological process: chloroplast organization; regulation of DNA-templated transcription. Gene Ontology annotation, cellular component: chloroplast. The record is from RefSeq and is a predicted model, not a curated record.